CACGGUGGCAGCGGGUCCGGGCACCUACGUGUCGCACAGCAAGGAGUACAAGCAGGAGGGGAGGGGCCAGAUCAGCGGACUGCUGCCGCUCAAGCUGCUGGGCGGCUUCCGCGGUGCGAUUGCGGUGGUGGCGGGCGGCCCCACCCUAACCCUGGAUGCAGCAUACAGCGUGGUGGCGGAGGAUGGGCGGCUGCUGCCGCAACUGGAGAAGGCAUUCGGGCGGGACCUGGCGCAGCAGCUGAUGCACCGGGGCAAUGCGGUGAAGCUGGAGGCUGCGCUGGUUGGUCUCAAGGUCAAGAACCCGCAUAACAACAUCACCUUCGACCUCACCGGCCGCCUGACCCCCAAGUCCGCCCGACACACC
Messenger RNA from Astrephomene gubernaculifera, 364 nucleotides. Lineage: Eukaryota; Viridiplantae; Chlorophyta; Chlorophyceae; Chlamydomonadales; Astrephomenaceae. The record is from the annotation of a GenBank genome assembly.